Abrus precatorius (Indian licorice) is the source of this 312-nucleotide messenger RNA. RefSeq names its product negative elongation factor E-like. The coding region runs from base 1 to 312 and encodes 103 amino acids. The record is from RefSeq and is a predicted model, not a curated record. NCBI's taxonomy places the organism in Eukaryota, Viridiplantae, Streptophyta, Magnoliopsida, Fabales, Fabaceae. The transcript has a single exon.
AUGAGGAGAGAAUUAUCAAAUCUCCAAAAUGGAAGAGAUAGGGAAGAAAGAAGGAGAGGAAGGGAUAGGGUUAGUGAAAGAAGUUAUAGAGAAAUAAGCCCUAAAAGAGAAAGGCAUGAGAGAAGAAGAAGGGAAGAUGAUAGAGAAAGAGAUAGAGAUAGAGAUGGUGAUAGAAAUAGACAUAGAGAAAGAGAUAGAAAUAGAGUUGGAGAUGAAGAUACUAGACAUAGAAGAGAUGAUAGGUUGAAAGAAGUUAAGCUAGAGGUUCCUCAUUUCUAUGGAAAGGAUGACGUAGAGGCCUACUUGGAAUGA